Molecule: messenger RNA, 2565 nt
Organism: Oncorhynchus gorbuscha (pink salmon)
Lineage: Eukaryota; Metazoa; Chordata; Actinopteri; Salmoniformes; Salmonidae
Gene: hal
Product: histidine ammonia-lyase
Exons: 20
Coding region: 48-2012 (654 amino acids)
Biological process (GO): L-histidine catabolic process
Cellular component (GO): cytoplasm
Molecular function (GO): histidine ammonia-lyase activity
Source: RefSeq, a predicted model, not a curated record
AGGGUCAUUUUAGUACACUACACUAACCUAAUCCUAACUGACGCGCCAUGCCUCGCUAUACGGUUCACAUUCGGGAUGAGUGGCUGGCUGUUCCCUGCCGCGACCCGACAUACACCAUCCAGUGGCUGGGCUACGAGGCGCUCAAACGCUACACCAAGAACAAGCCGGACAACGGAGGCAUCGACGCGGUGAAAGACAUUCGUUUUGUCGCGAGGAGGUGCCAGGGACAGGGGCUGUUGGAUGGUGAUGACACCAUAGAGGAUGUCCUCGAGGACAAUGACUUUGUCGAAAUUGCCAUCGAAGGGGAUACCAUGUCUCCAGACUUCAUUCCGUACCAGCCUGGAGUUUCACACCUGACAGCUGCGUACAGAGAAUCUGACGACAACCUUUUCCUAGAUGGCAACAGCCUGACUUCGACAGACCUGGUGAAUUUAGGACGGGGUCUGUACAAGAUUAAGCUGACCUCAGAAGCAGAGAAUGGAGUUGUGAAAUCCAGAGAGCUUCUGGACACCAUCGUCAAGGAGAACAAAGUUGUCUAUGGAAUCACGACAGGGUUUGGUAAAUUUGCCCGGACUGUCAUUCCUGUCCACAAGCUCAAGGAGCUACAGGAAAAUCUGGUGCGAUCACACUCUGCAGGUGUGGGCAACCCACUGAGCCCUGAAAGGACCAGGAUGUUGUUGGCUCUGAGGAUCAAUGUCCUGGCUAAAGGAUACAGUGGAAUCUCCCUGGAAACCCUGCACAGAAUGAUCCAAGCCUUCAACGCAUCCUGCCUGUCCUUCGUCCCUGAGAAGGGGACAGUAGGUGCCAGCGGAGACCUGGCCCCUCUCUCCCACCUGGCUCUGGGGCUGAUGGGAGAAGGCAAGAUGUGGUCUCCCAAGAGUGGAUGGGCCGACGCCAAAUACGUACUAGAGGCUCAUGGACUCAAGCCAAUAUCACUGAAGCCCAAGGAGGGCCUGGCGUUAAUUAAUGGUACCCAGAUGAUCACGUCUCUGGGGGCAGAGGCGGUGGAGAGAGCCCAGGCCAUCGCCAGGCAGGCGGACAUCAUCGCUGCAAUCACCCUGGAGGUGCUUAAGGGGACCUCCAAGGCCUUCGACAGUGAUAUCCACGCUCUGCGGCCCCAUCCAGGACAGAUAGAAGUGGCCAUGAGGUUCCGCGCCUUACUGGACUCAGACCACCAUCCCUCAGAGAUCGCAGAGAGCCAUCGGUUCUGUGACAGAGUCCAGGAUGCCUACACCAUGCGUUGCUGUCCUCAGGUCCACGGCAUUGUGAACGACACAAUAGAUUUUACCCAGAAAAUCAUCAACACCGAGAUUAACAGCGCCACCGACAACCCUAUGGUGUUUGCAGAGAGAGGAGAGACCAUCUCAGGAGGAAACUUCCAUGGAGAAUACCCAGCAAAGGCCCUGGACUUCUUGGCUAUAGGUGUCCAUGAGCUGGCAGCCAUCAGUGAGAGGAGGAUUGAGCGUCUGUGUAACCCGUCUCUCAGUGAACUGCCAGCCUUCCUAGUCAACGAGGGAGGGCUCAACUCCGGAUUCAUGAUCGCACACUGUACAGCUGCUUCCCUGGUAUCAGAGAACAAGGUGCUGUGUCACCCGUCUUCAGUGGACUCCCUGUCCACCAGCGCAGCCACAGAGGACCACGUAUCCAUGGGAGGCUGGGCCGCCAGGAAAGCCCUGAGGGUGGUGGAACAUGUGGAACAAGUCCUAGCAAUCGAGCUGCUAGCUGCCUGCCAGGGAAUUGAGUUCCUCCGCCCCCUGCGUACAACAACACCAUUGGAGAAGGUCUAUGACCUUGUACGUAGCGUAGUCAAGCCCUGGAUCAAGGAUAGGUUCAUGUCUCCUGACAUUGAGGCGGUCCAUCGUCUUCUUCUAGACCAGAAGGUGUGGAAUGUGGCUCAGCCAUACAUUGAGAAGUAUAACAUGGAGCUUCUUCCUGAGUCCCGCCCCAUCUCUCCUACUGCCUUCUCAUUGGAUCCCCCAGCAUCACCACGGAAACGCAUCCGACUCGAGUGAAAUCAUCAUUGUCUGACUAAAUGUAAACUUUUUGUCGCAGCCCCAGCCGCUUCAAUAAUUAUUAUGUAUUCCAUGCUAGUUUUGAACAAAGAGUUGUUGGAUAACAUUGAUUGAGGCUUGACAAUAGAUUUGUAUCUUAUUCGUCACAGAAACCAGAUAUAGCUUGAUUUAAUGUAUUAAACUUUAUUCACAAAAUCAAUAUGAAUUUAUUUUUCAAUAAAUUACAAUAAUUUCAUGCCUUAGUUAUCUCAUAUAUUCAUACUUUGUUUAAUAGUAAUUUGGGGAACUGAUUGUACACAUAAAUGACUAUGUACUGUAGAGUGAAUAUUGAUUUAAAGCUACAAUGUUCACCUGAAUAAUCUAAACAGUAAAUACAGUCAGUCGGUCUAAGGAAGCGGUAUUAUGUGUUUUUACAGGACGUGACCAACAACGGAAGAUUUUUCGAAACAAAUGUAAUUUAUACAACAUGUGCACACUGUAUUCUGCAUGUUUGUGCCAAAUAGGUUGCAUCCUUUACAUUUUAGCACUGAAUAAAGUCCUAAUAACAUAGUCA